Messenger RNA from Octopus bimaculoides (California two-spot octopus), 2241 nucleotides. RefSeq names its product THO complex subunit 5 homolog A. The record is from RefSeq and is a predicted model, not a curated record. Gene Ontology annotation, cellular component: THO complex part of transcription export complex. Gene Ontology annotation, biological process: mRNA export from nucleus. NCBI's taxonomy places the organism in Eukaryota, Metazoa, Mollusca, Cephalopoda, Octopoda, Octopodidae. Gene Ontology annotation, molecular function: mRNA binding.
AUUUUUAUGUAAACCUCAACUAAAUUACAAUUAAAUUCUACAAGCACUAUUCUUAUUAAGUUUACCGAUACUAUUGCCGCCACUCUAUGUCUGUUACUCUCACUACUUUCUCACUACUGUCUCCCUUACCACUACUACGUCUACAACUUAUUGCUGCUGCUACUACUACCUAUUACCUCUACUAUUACUAUAGCUACAUCUACUUCCGGUAGUGUCGCUACUCUACCCUCGACUUAUACUGACUAUAUAAACCGGUAACAUGAAGAAAUCAAUGGAUGUUAAGAAACACAAGCUAGAAGAGAAUGAGAAGAUGUCUCUGUUCUAUGCUGAAGAAGAAGAAGUUGACAAUCGAGAUGCACACCAGGAUCUAACAUUAUACAAACAGUCUUGUUCGGAGAUUCUGAAGUUGAUUCAAGUUAUAAAAGAGUUGAAAACAAGUAAAUCAAAAGAAGCGGCUGCUGAAAUUGAGGAAUAUAAGAGUAAUGCUGUCUUGCAGUUUGUUCUUUUGAAGAAAUUGAACAGACUUGCACACAUACGCUGCAAGAAAGUUCGGGAAUCCACAAAUGAGGACAAAUUGCGAAUUGACCGUUAUCACUUACAGCUGCAGAAUCUUCUCUAUGAAGCUUUACAUUUACAGAAGGAAAUUACAAAGUGCCUAGAAUUUAAAUCUAAAGAUGAAGAAGUAGAAUUGGUUCCUAUUGAAGAAUUCUAUGAAAAUGCACCAGAAGAGAUUUCAAAACCUAAAAUCACACACAACGAUUCUCACCAACAAACCCUUGCACGUUUGGAUUGGGAGUUGGAACAAAGGAAAGAGUUAUCUGGUGAGCUGAAAAAAUCUCAAGAAAAAAGGGAAAAACUUCUAAAAGAGAUAACUGAGAGUAAAGACUAUCUUGAUAGCAUGCAACCAAAACUGAAUUCCAUUCUUCAGGCUACAAAACCAGUCCAGGAAUAUCUCAACAUGCCAUUUGAUGAAAUUCGACAAAAACAUCGAGCUGCACGCCAUCUUCCACAACCAUUAUAUGUCUUAUUCAUGCAAGCUAGUUCCUAUCAAGAAGCUUGUGAUCCUGACUUGGUGGUUAGCUUGGAAGGGGACCACGAAGCUGCGAGGUCACUUGACAUGGAAACUGUCCUUGAAGAAUUUGAUUCUGACAGUGAUAAUGAUGAUCAAGAUAAGCACAGUUCUAAACACAGACGGAAAACUACUGAAUCUCGUAAAUCUGACCGCAAACUUCAAGUUCUUCGUAAACAUCCCCUUUCAGUGAUACUUGUGAUUGGUUGCAGUGAUAGCAGCUCAGUCCACCUGACAUUUAAUUAUCUUCUGAUGCUGAAUAUCAUCACUGUAAAUGUCAUGGUUCAGCCAGGACCUCAGGCGCCCACAACUUCAAUAUGCGGAGGAGAUUUGUUAUCACCAGAUAAGUUUUUAGCUUACCUGUAUCCUGAGGAUCAUGGUUGUGACACUCCUAAUCCUGCAAACCAAUAUGUCCUGAAACGAUUUGGUCUUGGUGACUUUUCAAGCCACAUCAGCAUUACAGGUCGUCCUUACCUGUGGGCCCAGUGGAUUGCAGGGCUCCAGUUUCUGAGUAACGAUGUAAAAUCUGGCAGUUCUUUGAGCUCAAGUCACAUGCAAAACACUAUUGAGCUGCUACGACGACGCAUCCAGGCGAGACUUUCUCUUCUGAAACAACUUGUAUCCCUUGGUUUGUAUCAUUUUCGUUUUUAUUCAGCUUUUUUUUUUUUCCACUAUAGUGUUAAUUUUUAUUUUCAGAACUUACCAUAUUGUCAGAGUCUUGUGAAAGAAGGCUUUGCUCAUGAAUCUGACAUGUUCUUCACUGCGGUUCUAGAAAGAAGUUCUGCCAAGCUUAUCUGCCAGGUUGUUGUACCACCCAAUUAUCCCGUUAUUGUUCCUAUGUUUUCACUUUGUGUACAAUGGCACACUGUAAGAACAGCUCUAAAUGAUUAUCACGUACAGGAAAUGGAAAGUGAAGUGAAUGUUCAUUAUGAAGAAUUAAUACUGCAGCAAUCUCGGGACCAAAUACUUUCAAACCAACUGCAGCGAUUAACCAUGUGCUUUGAUGUCUAUCUGGAAACAGAAGCUAAAAACAUGGCUAGAGAAGGCCCUGUGGAAAUAUCAAGAGAGAAGAUUUAUCCACGUCUUGCAAGGGGUCCAAAUCGGAAUAAACCUUUUAAAUAUGAUUCUCAACUUGGAAUUUUCACUCACAGAUAAAAGUUUUUUUUUUUUUU